Mangifera indica (mango) is the source of this 1342-nucleotide messenger RNA. Its product is annotated as transcription factor MYB111-like. The record is from RefSeq and is a predicted model, not a curated record. The transcript has 3 exons. Bases 146 to 1270 code for a protein of 374 amino acids. Lineage: Eukaryota; Viridiplantae; Streptophyta; Magnoliopsida; Sapindales; Anacardiaceae.
UACAUCACAAAUUAACUUACAAACCAGAACUGAAGAACAACUUCACAUACAACUACGAACCAUCUACAAACAAACGAAGACAAUCUCAAUCUCUGCAGAGUGAGCGAGUGUGCGUUAUUGUUUUCUUUAUCUUUAACUUGUGGAAAUGGGGAGAGCUCCAUGUUGUGAGAAAGUAGGGUUAAAGAAAGGAAGAUGGACAGCUGAAGAAGAUGAACAAUUGAUCAAGUACAUUCAAGCUCAUGGUGAAGGCUCUUGGAGAUCUUUGCCCAAGAAUGCAGGACUGUUGAGAUGUGGGAAGAGUUGCAGACUGAGAUGGAUAAAUUACUUGAGGGCUGAUUUGAAGAGAGGGAACUUCACCACUCAAGAAGAAGAAACCAUUGUUAAGCUGCAUGGAGCUCUUGGUAACAGGUGGUCUUUAAUAGCGGCACAUUUACCCGGACGAACGGAUAAUGAGAUAAAGAACUACUGGAAUUCACAUUUGAGCCGGAAAAUUUACAGCUUCACCCGAUCAAGAACCAGCACCUCUGUAGCAAGUGAUAUCGACGUCGUCAAGCUAGCUGGAGCAUUCAAGCGAAAGAGAGGGCGAAAUACUGGACCAUCAAUCAAGGAGCCAAAGAAUGGUGCCAAUAUGGCCAUGAAUGACGUAAUUGAACUAGAAACAGCUUUGGCGAGAGAAAAGGAAGACCUAAUUAUUACCAAUAAAGGGGAAGAAAUUAUAAACGUGGAGAUGGUGGCUCCAAAGAAUAAGGGAUUAGAAGGUAACAAUAUAAACGCAAUAAGUAGCGUGCAUGGGACAUGCAUGGAGAAAAAUAAUGAAGAAAUAACAGAGGCCUGGGAACCGUAUGAGUGGCUAGACUGUGAAAUACAGCGACUAAAUAACGAGUUGAUGCAAAGAGAUGAUAAUGUGGAAAAAGCAAGAGAGAACAAUGAUAAUAUUAAAAGCAACAACAAAGAGAAAGCAAGUGGGAAGGAAGACGAGGAAGAGAAGAAGACAAACUGUAGUGAAGAAGGAAGAAAUAGGAGCGGUGGUUGUUGGAGCAGUUGUAAUGCGGAAAGCAUAAGCGGUGGGGAAUGGUAUAGUGCAAGUUGUGGUUCGGGAUUUGAUGAUCAAGAAUGGCUUGACUGGAACUGGACGGCAGGUGGUGGUGACAGUGGCGGCGUUGAUGAGAUCAGUCAAAAUAAUCAAUGGAAAUUAUGGGAUGAUGAUGAAGGAGACAAGUUAUUGUGUUGGUUAUGGGAUAGCGAUAUCAAUGGAGGAGAAGCUAAUUAAUCAAUAAGAGGCAAUUUAGAACUCAAUUAAUAUUUCUAAAUUGGCUAAUCAAAAUGGGAGCAGUCCUUCCUC